This is a messenger RNA of Eucalyptus grandis, 1774 nucleotides long. Its product is annotated as tRNA dimethylallyltransferase 2. Gene Ontology annotation, biological process: tRNA modification. Bases 138 to 1472 code for a protein of 444 amino acids. Lineage: Eukaryota; Viridiplantae; Streptophyta; Magnoliopsida; Myrtales; Myrtaceae. The transcript has 10 exons. Gene Ontology annotation, cellular component: mitochondrion. Gene Ontology annotation, molecular function: tRNA dimethylallyltransferase activity. The record is from RefSeq and is a predicted model, not a curated record.
UUUUUACCCGGGCUGGAGGCUGGAGAGGAGUCGAACGCACCCCGGAAGAUGGACGGCGGCGCUGCACCGGAGCGAACCUCGAACCCCGGCGACGGAGCCCCGCCUCAGGCGGGCGGAAGCCGAAGGUGGUGGUCGUAAUGGGCCCCACAGGCUCCGGCAAGUCGCGCCUGGCCAUCGACCUGGCGUCCCACUUCCCCGUCGAGGUCGUCAACGCCGACUCCAUGCAGGUCUACCGCGGCCUCGACGUGCUCACCAACAAGGUCCCCCUCGAUCAACAGCAAGGCGUGCCGCAUCAUCUUUUGGGCACCGUGAGCCCGAACGUGGAGUUCACGGCCAAGGCGUUUAGGGACGCUGCUGUUCCUCUCAUUGAUGAGAUCUUGUCUCGAAAUAAGUUGCCGGUCAUCGUUGGGGGUACAAAUUACUACAUCCAGGCUCUCGUGACUCCGUUUCUUCUGGAUGAUUCAAAGGAUCACAUGAAUAACGGCCAUUUAGAUGAAACUCCUGGUGAUGAGCAUGACGAUUGCGAAGUUGACUUCAAUAGAGACAGGGAGGCUCCCACCUUCGAUCGCUUGAAAGACAUUGAUCCAGUUGCUGCACAAAGAAUUCAUCCGAAUAACCAGAGAAAAGUCAAUCAAUAUCUUAAUUUGUAUGCUCAAUCAGGGCUCCUUCCCAGUGAACUAUUUCAGAGCAGAACUUUAGAGAACUGGGGGCGUGUUGAGAAUUCAAAGUACGAUUGCUGUUUUAUAUGUGUGGAUGCAUGUCUUCCUUUUCUCGAUCAAUAUGUGGAGCAAAGAGUUGACUGCAUGAUGGAAGCUGGAUUGCUUAAUGAAGUCUGCGACAUCUACUGCCCUAACUCAAAUUACACUCAAGGUCUGCGCCAAGCAAUUGGGGUUCGAGAAUUUGAGGAUUUUCUGCAGGUUUACAUUGGUGACGCUGGCGACUCUGAAACAAGCAGUUUUCAUGAUAAGAGUAUGUUGAAAGAAAACAUUGGGUUGAUCUUGGCAUCCCUGCCGACAAAUAAACUAAAAGUGUUAUUACAAGAAGCCGUUGACAAGUUUAAACUAAACACUCGAAGACUUGUGCGUCGACAGAAAAGGAGGGUCCGUCGACUACAGACAUUGUUUGGGUGGAACAUCCAUUAUGUGGAUGCAACAGAAGCUAUCUCAUGUCGGUCAGAAGACUCCUGGAUCAAGCAAGUAGUUCAACCUUCCGUGCAGUGUAUAAGAUCUUUCUAUGAAGAGAGAGUGAGCAUCGUGCCUGAUGAUGAAGCCCCAAAAGGCUCUGCUACUAAUCUUCUGCAAAGAGACUUGUGGACUCAAUAUAUUUGCAAAGCCUGUGGCGAUCGUGUGCUAAGAGGAGCACAUGAAUGGGAACAACACAAGCAGGGCCGAGCUCAUCGAAAACGAAGUGCACGGUUGAGAAAGUCUCUAAAUCAAGGCUUGGUCACUGUAGCGGAACAACAACAACGGUAGCAAUAAUAGGAGUCCUUUUAGGGGUUGGUUUAAAAAUUUAUAGCAACGUUUCAUAUGGCUAUUCAUCAUUAGUGAUGAGAAUGUUUAUCGUCCACAUCAGGUCAUCGAUGUAGCGAGAUUUUCGACCUUAAUAUGUUGUAAGCUACCAUGCUGAGCUUAAACUUUAGGCUCCCUUUUGUCCAUUAUUAUUGUCUUUUACAUUUACGUUUGACUGUUCUAUUGAUAUGCACGGUGAGGAUUCAUUCACGCAGAGUCUCGUGAAAUAGUGCUCGCGUAUCAAUGUAUUAUUCACGUUUCAGACA